Messenger RNA from Prorocentrum cordatum, 714 nucleotides. The record is from the annotation of a GenBank genome assembly. NCBI's taxonomy places the organism in Eukaryota, Dinophyceae, Prorocentrales, Prorocentraceae.
CAAGCAGAGACCUUGGCCCACAAGCUCAUCACCACCGGACAAGAAGCAGUGGAGAAUUCCAAGCAUGGUUUUCGAGAAGAUCUUUACAAGAAGCAUAUUUCUGCUGAUCCCAUUGCUGCUCGGUUACCUUACGGUAUUGUUACGCAUUUAGUUUCAUUAUAUGGAUGGAAGAGGUUGGAACUUAACAAAUUGAUCAAGUUUACUGGUGUAACGCUGCCGGGCGUAGACAGUAUCCAUCGUCGUUCUUGGGUGGUGAUUCUCAAGGCCAAGUUCCUGCCCCCCGAUCUCGCGGCUGCCAUUCCCAAUGCGUCGAACAAAGGUAUCUUCUGCAAGGACCCUAAGUUGAAGGACGUUUUGAAGUCGGCACCUGCGGCGCUAGCGUUGUGGCAGAUACUCCACGGCUUCAUGCGAAAGCACACGAAAGAUGACAGUGAAGAUGAGAAACUGGCGAUGCGCAUAGCUGUUGUGAUGCUAGACAAUUGCAUCGACUCUGUCACGGUGGAGGAAUUCUCGAACAAGCUGGGCGUUGGGCUUGUGACUGACACGGUGGCGGGCAUUCAGAAUGGGAUCGGACAGAAGGGCAACAUUGCGUACAUGCCAGCAGCCUGUUUCCAGGGGACAAUGCAAUCGCUGGCUCCGACAGAGUGCGCGGAGGACAUCGUCAAGCUCCAGGAGAACAUUCUGUCGAGGGAUCUCGUGGACUAUGCCAUGGGA